Molecule: messenger RNA, 2286 nt
Organism: Cynara cardunculus var. scolymus (artichoke)
Lineage: Eukaryota; Viridiplantae; Streptophyta; Magnoliopsida; Asterales; Asteraceae
Product: pentatricopeptide repeat-containing protein At3g42630
Exons: 2
Coding region: 629-2050 (473 amino acids)
Molecular function (GO): protein binding
Source: RefSeq, a predicted model, not a curated record
UUGCCUCUUCAAGCUUCAGUUUGUUUUUCUUGCUCUACAAUCACUUUGAAAUAUUUUAAACCCUAAUCGCCAAAUAACAACAAUAAUAGAGACAUUUCCACGAAUUCUUGUUGGCUCAAACAAGAAUCUCCUCGACCCAUUCUUCAUACACCGAUUUCAGCUAUCACUUACUCCAUUAACUGCAAUAGUAUCACUGAAUCACUUCGCUUCUGAUUGUUACCGACCACGUCUUUGAUCAUGGUGGACUGAAGUUUCUUGACCACUUUUUACUGCUUUAGGAUCUUUUCUAAUUAGUUUGGUCCUUCCGAGUGUCACUGCCUCUUGAUAAGCAAUGACCCAAUUUCCACUAAUUAAGUGGUUCAAUCUUAAGAAUAUUUAUAUUACAUUCUGAUGGAUUGGAGCUAUUAAUUUCAAGAUUUAUUUAUUUCAACAAAUUAAGUGGUACGUAUAGAUUUGGGUGCAUAAUAACUAAAAGCCAAUUCUAUGCAUAACAUGAGAAUUUAAUGAUAUUUAUGAGAACUUUCCAUGUUAUCCCCUGAUCAUUCCUUAUGACAUUGGAUUCAAACUGAUAUGUUGAUUUUUAAUUGAUCUCCUUGUCUAAUUUGUAUUUGAAGUUACUAAUCAUUCAAUGUUUAUCAAACAAUCUUUUCUGGAAAAUGAUUCAACAGGUCAGAAUUGUAAUCUUCUAUCAUCCAGAUUUUUCCAUCUAAACACUUAUCGGACACUCAUUUUUUAUUCAGCAUCAAUUCCAGAAAAAGCCUUUAAAUCGUUCAGGCCUCUUUUUCAUUUAGAUAUGGAUGCUAUCUCGGUUCUCUCUGCAACUUAUCCUGAAACCAAAACGAUCCAUUUGAAGGCGUUCUGCAACCAUAAGAUCUCACACAGUAGAGGUUCAGCUCAGAAGGACGAUAAACAAUAUGGAUGUUUUAAGAAGAUUACUAAUCAUAACGAUCGUGCUUGUAUAACUCAAAGUUUAAGCAGAAAGAGAUUACCCCAUAUUGCUAAAGAGCUUGUUGUCGGAUUGCAAUCUGAAGGUUUUCUUCUGAACAAUUCUACCUUGACAGCUUUGAUGUUGUACUAUGCCAAUAACGGAUUUUUAGCCGAGGCAGAUGCCAUAUGGAAUGAAAUUAUAAAUAGUUCUUAUAGUCUUGAUCUUCAUAUAGUUUCAGAACUAAUUGAUGCUUAUAUUGGCAUGGGGUUUUUUGAUGAGGUAAUCAGAAUUAUACGUCAAAUUAGUCUUAGGCAUCCUCAAUUACAACGUGAAGUUUAUGCGCACACCAUAUCUUGUUUUGGUAAGAUUGGAGAGCUUGAUCUAAUGGAAGAUACAUUGAAGGAUAUGGUCUCAAAGGGAUUUCUUGUUGAUUCUGCUAUAGGUAAUGCUUAUAUUGUGUAUUAUAGUCGUUUUGGUUCAAUAUCCAUGAUGGAAAAUGCUUACAAGCGUCUAAAAAGUUCAAGAAUUCUCAUAGAAAAAGAUGGGAUUAGGGCGAUUUCUGUUGCUUACAUAAGGGAUAAAAAGUUUCAUAGUUUGGGUAAGUUUUUAAGGGAUGUGGGCCUUGGUAGGAGAAAUGCCGGAAAUCUUCUUUGGAACCUUUUGCUUUUGUCGUAUGCUGCCAACUUCAAAAUGAAGAGUUUGCAAAGAGAGUUUCUAAAUAUGGUGGAAGCGGGAUUCUAUCCUGAUCUCACUACUUUUAAUAUUCGAGCUGUGGCCUUCUCAAAGAUGUCUUUAUUCUGGGAUCUCCAUCUAACCCUCGAGCAUAUGAACCAUAAUGGAGUUAUCCCGGAUCUUGUCACAUAUGGCUGUGUUGUUGAUGCAUAUUUGGACAGGAGACUAGGGAGAAAUUUGGAAUUUGCUCUAAGGAAAAUGAACGUGAAGGAUCCUGCUCUUGUAUCAGCCGACCCGAUUGUGUUUGAGGUGAUGGGAAAAGGGGAAUUUCACUCUAGCUCGGAGGCACUUUUAGAAUUUAAGAGGCUGAAGACAUGGACCUAUCAGGAAUUGAUUGCAACAUAUCUUAAGAAAAAGUAUCGGAGUAAUCAAGUCUUCUGGAACUACUGAUGUGUUAUCGAAGAUGAGAAAUGCAGUUUUUAGUCGAACCUUAAGGCAUGUGGCCGGUAGUCCUUGGCUAUUGACGGAGGAGUUAAAUGAUCCUAACACCACUUCCAGAAAUUCUGGAAUACAUUUACUCUAUCUAUUGCUGAUUUUCUGUUAUGUGCACUUCCGGGAACCAAAUUGUUGAGCUUGAGUCACUUGUAUUGGCCUGCAAAAGAGUAAAGUGCGAUUCACCGAGAAAG